AUGGAGAGAGGAAAGGGAAAGAAGGUUCAGGAUUCUUCUUCAAAUGCUGAACAAUCCCAAGCUGAAAUGGCCCCUGUGGAACCAAACGUCAUGGAUCCUAAACUAAGAAGGUUAUUCUCAAACAGACUUUCUGCCCAAAGAUCAAGACAGAAGAAGGUGAAAUUAGUUGAGGAGUUGGAACACCGUCACAUAAUGUUGCAGGAUCAACUAGCACAACUUCAACCAAUACAGGCUCGCCAACAGAGCCGAAUGCACAGUUUAAUGGUAGAAGAGCAGACAUUGUUCCAUGAAAUGGAAUAUCUUCAGAAAAAGGCUAUGCUCAGAGACGCUGAAGAUGAGAAGAACAGGAAGAAAAAGAGUAGGCUCGAGAACCUUCGAGAUAUUAAGCAACAAUUGCUUAAUCUGCAUAUUGAUCCUUUCACUGGAGUGUCCAUUGAUACAUCUCUCAAAUCAUGGUAUCGCUUCAUUUUAACUGCAUGA
Molecule: messenger RNA, 480 nt
Organism: Vigna unguiculata (cowpea)
Lineage: Eukaryota; Viridiplantae; Streptophyta; Magnoliopsida; Fabales; Fabaceae
Biological process (GO): positive regulation of DNA-templated transcription
Cellular component (GO): nucleus
Molecular function (GO): DNA binding; DNA-binding transcription factor activity
Source: RefSeq, a predicted model, not a curated record